AUGUCAAAUAACCCUCUUCGAAAUCUUGUCCCGGCCACUACAACAGACUCUUCAAUGUCACCUCCCAGACCUGAACUCCAGAGCAGAAGGAAAACUAGCGUCGCCUGCUUCGCUUGUAAGAAACGGCGGACUCGAUGUGAUGAAGGAUUGCCAUGUGUCUCUUGCAUAUCGCACAACACCGAAUGCGUCAAAGAUGAAAACGAUGACGGCCGCCGCCGCCUGGCAAUGAAGCGCAAGAUUAGUGCUCUUGAGAGCGAUCGUCAACUCUUCGACGACUUGCUCACCGCGAUCCGGACAGCCACACCGACUCAACUGGAGCCACUUCUCAAAGUCAUACGCAAUGGAGGUUCGAGACACAGUAUCCGUGACUAUCUCGAGUCUGAGUUCCGAGGAAGUCCUGAUGCGAUGCAAUUGGAUGGCGUCACUGGCCACUCGAACCACUCGAACCACUCGAACCACUCGAACCACGUGAGCCGGGCCAUACGCCGCCCAAUGCUUGGUCGGAUUCAAGACGUCGUCAAUCCUCCGAAGUCUGUACCCGCAAAACCUUGGACGACGGUCACGGAUGAUGAUGACUUUGUCUCGCACCUCAUCUCGCUGUGGUUUACUUGGGCGCAUCCCUGGUGGCAUUGGGUCGAUGAGCAACUGUUCCUGGACGCCAUGAGGUCGGCUGACAAAAGCAGUCUCGUAUGCACACCCUACCUGGUGAACAUGAUUCUUGCCGACGCUUGUCUGCUGGAUACGUUGACGGACGACGGGUCAGAGCCAAACGAGUGGAUCCGAGAACAGUUCUAUCAAGAGGCCAAAAAAGGCCUGGAAGCCGAGGAAGGUCGAGUGUCGCUGGCCUUGGUGGCAACGCUUGGUGUUCAGUGGACAUAUCUCAAUACCAAUGGUCAAGAUUCGUUGGGCAACACUGUCCUAUGCCAGCAAAUUUUUCUUUCCAAAGACCUGAAAAAGUGGCGGCAAAAGAUAAAACGGAAUUCGAACCUCGCACCGGCAUACCUCGACAGCAUCAACAAAUCUCUGGAUAGACUCGAGUGGACGUUGUACUCUCUCAAAUCAUGCACCCUACUGGAUUUCGAAAAGACCCAGCUCAUGAAGCCGCCUUCCUGUCCGAAGCCGGAAUCUCAUCAUGAAACGGAAGAUUACGUCGGCUGGACUCCCUAUCCGCAGCCGCAUCCUCCGGUGGACUUCCAUCCAGACUGCCAUUAUCUCAGCUUUGUGUCGAUCAUCGAAAAAUCAGCAAGGGCCGAAGCAUUGAUGGCAAAGCAGGAGGAGACAACCUCCAAGGAGACCAUGCAAGAACUGGCUGAACUAUAUACCGGCGUCCGGAAUUGGCACAAAACAUUACCUGAGUGCAUGAACCUUGAUGGGAGAUCUCCACCGCACGUUAUCGCCUUGCAUGCUCUUCACAAUUGGGUCGUUGUGAUGAUGUCCAAGCAAUUGGCGGCGGUCGAGUCGGGAAACCGGUCACACCCGUCACUGAUACGGACACAGCUUUCUAAUGAACGACCCGAAUGGAGAGAGACCGCGAUAUCCUCGUCGAUCCGUAUUGCCGACCUUUUUGAACAGAUCCGGCUGGAGUGGGGCACUGACCACUUUCCGGUCAUCAUCAUGCAACCCGUGGCCAUUGCAGUAUUUCCAUUACUGGAGGGCCUCAACGAGAGACCGCAGUCACAAGAGGCCUUCUUCAAACUCUGUCUCACUAUUCGCGCCGCCAGCCGAAGGUUCUCUGUGGGUAGGGGACUUUUACUUGCCGUCCUUCAGGCUGCACAAGAGAGAAACAUCGAAUUACCACAGAAUUGCCGCGACUUCUUUGCCGACUUGCGGACCGGGAAUUCAUCUCAGGAGAAAUCGGAGCUCACCGACAAGGGGUUGGAUUAUCUGCUCGACAAGUGGGAGGAUCUAGAUCUCGAGAAUUCAGUGACGACUACGCCGUGAGAUAUAUCGGAGGUGUUGAGGGUUGGAAUGGUGGACUUUCCGCGUGAAACGGAAAGGCUUGUUGGGCUUUCACCAUGAACAGGCUGAUUCCAGCGAUGCGGCAUGGCUCCAAUGGACCUUUGGUGUACAGGGCUUCGACGAGAGAACCGGACCACAGAAAUAUCCCAGGCUAGCGACCUAGCAUGGAAGCAGAGAAGCAUCUCCACCCCGUGCUGUGCCUCCAAGAACCUGAUCAGACCUUUAUGAGUCCGCAAUCCCGAAUACACCUCAUUGGGCCGCCCUGCGUCACGCAGAUGGUCCAAAUUAAUUGCGAGCUGGAUAUCCAGAGCAGGGCAUAGCCAGAGAUUUCCAGGGCCAUGUAUUUGGUUCACGGCUCCUGGUAAGCCUCGCGUUUGGUGAUUGUCAACCAUUGCAGUAUAAGCCCGGACGCAUCUCAGAGUCCCUCAGGCUCGUAUCGGAGGAUUCACUCACCAGUCCUCCCAAGCCCUGGAGAUACAGCCUCUAUUGAUUCAGUGAAGUCCUAGUCCUGGGCGGCUCCUUCGAGAGAUCAUCCCCGCCCUGCCUUUGGUCUAUGAGUAGCAUUCCUACCCCAGAGCAUAUAUGCAUAUCUCUUCUGUCGCAUACGAAGGGUGGACCGGCAAAAACAGUUGCAGUGCCAGAGCACUGUACCUAGCAAAGAUACAGGUCCUAGUAACGCUGAUGCCGGUAUAAUAAAGGAAUAGCCUCUUCACGGGCCAGACAUUGACACGACACACAAAACAUAGUCUGAAAGUAAAAUCGCAUUUCGACGGAGCCCUCUAG
Exophiala xenobiotica is the source of this 2742-nucleotide messenger RNA. RefSeq lists its product as uncharacterized. Lineage: Eukaryota; Fungi; Ascomycota; Eurotiomycetes; Chaetothyriales; Herpotrichiellaceae. The record is from RefSeq and is a predicted model, not a curated record. The transcript has 5 exons. Gene Ontology annotation, molecular function: zinc ion binding; DNA-binding transcription factor activity, RNA polymerase II-specific. Bases 1 to 1941 code for a protein of 646 amino acids. Gene Ontology annotation, biological process: regulation of DNA-templated transcription.